Messenger RNA from Equus caballus (horse), 8562 nucleotides. RefSeq names its product serine/arginine repetitive matrix 4 (gene SRRM4). Gene Ontology annotation, biological process: neuron maturation; mRNA processing; regulation of RNA splicing. NCBI's taxonomy places the organism in Eukaryota, Metazoa, Chordata, Mammalia, Perissodactyla, Equidae. Gene Ontology annotation, cellular component: nucleus. Gene Ontology annotation, molecular function: mRNA binding. The record is from RefSeq and is a predicted model, not a curated record.
UGCCUGGUUCCGAUCGGGGUGCGGGGAUUGCUUCUUUAAGGGGUCAGCGCUGCAACUCCGUCGCCGCGGGGCCCUGGUGACAGGCGCACGCCCCGCCCUUUCUCCUCCCAAGACCUGCGGGCUUUUGUUAUGCAGAUGGCGGCAGGAGGCAGAGCCGGAGGAGGAGGGAGUUGGUGGCGAGGAGGAGAGACGGAGAGGGGGGAGGAAAGUGCAGCUCGCGCGACCAGCCUCCUCUUCCAACGUCACAUUGUGCGAGAGACAAAACCCGGGCGCGCCUGAGCUCACACGCGCACGCACACACAGACGACCCCGUCGCCUCUUCUCUCCCGGCGCUGCCCUGAAAGCCAGCCCUGCCUUCCUUUCCUGGGGCGCGGAGGCUCAGCAAGCUCAGAGCGCAGACCAGAGCCAACCCAGAGGGCGAAGAAAGCCGGCGGACAAGCCUUCUUUCUCCCCUGCCUUCCCCUGGCUGAGGCGCCCCAUCCCCCGCCCUGAACCCCGAUCUCUCGCACCGCACCCCUCUGGGUGUGACACGGACAAGGCCCGGAGCCGGGUGUGCCCCCGGUUGGAAUCCGCGUUUCAGCACUUCGGACAGCGCCCGAGCGCCCUGGCCCCUUCGGGUUGGCUAUGGCGAGCGUUCAGCAAGGCGAGAAGCAGCUUUUUGAGAAGUUCUGGCGAGGAACCUUUAAAGCUGUGGCCACCCCGCGUCCCGAGAGCAUCAUUGUAGCCAGCAUCACGGCCCGCAAGCCGCUGCCAAGGACAGAACCUCAGAGCAGCCCCAUGGUCCCUGCUCAGGAUGGACCCUCGGAAAAGCUGAGCCAGCAUCUGGCCACUGAGGCCUUGGGCACCAACAGCUGGGAGAGAGACAAGGCCUGCCGGGAGCUCAGUCCUGCCAGAGCACGCAGUGCCUCCCGAGUCAAAGACUUGACACCACUGCCUUCCUCCAGGGGAAAGAAGAAAAAGAAGAAAUCCACCCGGAAGAAGAGAAGGAGGUCCGCAUCAUAUAGCCCAUCGCCUGUCAAGAAAAAGAAGAAGAAAAGUUCCAAGAAACAUAAGCGACACAGGUCAUUCUCCAAGAAGAGAAGGCACAGCUCCUCUAGCCCAAAAAGCAAAAGAAGGGAAGAGAAGAGGCACAAAAAACAAUCGCGAAGCCGGCCCCGAAAAUCUCACCGCCACCGCCACCACCGCGGCCCGUCACGGUCCCCGAGCUCGGCGUCCCGCUCCUCCAGCUGUGAGAGCAGGCACCGUGGCCGGUCCCCUGAAGAAGGGCGGAAGUCCCGCCGAAGACACUCCCGCCGCUGCUCCAAGACCCUCUGCAAGGCCAGCCCCGAGGCCCGGUCCAGCCGCCCGCCCAGCCAGCCCCUCCAGAUGCUCAGCCUCCUGUCGGCCAGGGCUGUAAUCACUGGGUCGGGCUCUGCUGCUGACCUCUUUACCAAAACAGCCAGCCCGCUCACCACCUCCCGAGGACGCUCCCAGGAGUAUGACUCAGGCAAUGACACCUCCUCGCCACCCUCCACGCAAAUCAGCUCAGCCAGGUCGCGGGGUCAGGAGAAAGGGAGCCCCAGUGGGGGCCUAAGCAAGAGCCAGGACCUCAACGGCGGCGACACCUCUGAUUCAGGGAACUCCUUCACCACCUCCUCACCCCAGAACAAGGGGGCCACUCUGGAGAAUCUCUCCCCCACCAGCAGGGGCAGAGAGUCAAGAGAAUCUCAGUCGCCAUGCCUGGAGUGCACCGAGGUGAAGAAGUCCAGCCUGGUCCUGGCCACGGCCCGGAGCUCCCCCAUGAGAGGGUGCUCCCGCAGCUCCUCCUAUGCCAGCACCCGCUCCUCCAGCCACUCCUCCCGAUCGCCAAACCCCAGGGCCUCCCCCAGGUACACCCGGAGCCGAUCCGCCUCCUCUGGGAAAAGGUCCUACUCGCGCUCUCCCAGCUAUUCCUCCAAGUCUGGCAAGAGGAGCCCGCCUAGCAGAAGCUCUCGAUCCCGCCGCAGCCCCAGCUACUCCCGCUACAGCCCCAGCAGGGAGCGGGACCCCAAGUACAGUGAGAAGGACUCGCAGCAGCGGGAGCGCGAGCGGGCGCGGCGCAGACGUCGGUCCUACUCGCCCAUGCGGAAGCGCCGGAGAGACUCCCCGAGCCACCUGGAGGCGCGGAGGAUAACCAGUGCCCGGAAACGCCCCAUCCCCUACUACCGGCCCAGCCCCUCCUCGUCCAGCAGCCUCAGCAGCACGUCCUCCUGGUACAGCAGCAGCAGCAGCCACUCGGGCAGCCACAGCUACUCCCGGAGCCGGAGCCACGGCCGCAGCCGCAGCCGGAGCAGGACCCGCCUGAGCAGCAGCUCCAGCUCCCGCAGUCCCAGCCCGGGCUCCCGGAGCAGGAGCCGCAGCCGCAGCCGGAGUUACAGCUCCGCAGACAGCUAUUCCAGCAUGAGGCGCUGAGCACGGGCCCUCCCCUGAGCCAGCUGUCCGCGGGGGCCCCUUUCACUCUGCCAGCCGCCCCCACUCCAUGCCCACCCUGCCUUCUCCUUGGUGACAGACAUUGAGGGCUCCUGGACCUGUCCUUCCUGCUCUCCUGGGGAGGAGGAAAAGCGGGUACGGGGGCUUUAGCCUCUAGGUCAAGCUGCCAGGAGCCUCCACCAGCAUCACCCUGGGGCUCAAUUCAGGCCUGGGCAUAUGGAGAGAAGCACCCUCUGUUGGCACAAGAAGCCUCAAGGUUUUGUAAGAAGCAAUGGGUUCAUGACUCAAAAGUUUGGGCCUGGCCAGGAAAACGUGGAGAGAGUUCUGGUAACACCCUGCUCCCUAAAGGAUGCAUACGGAAGGCCAGUGGUAAUUCAUCCCACCUGCCCUCCUGCCCGCCUUCUCCCCUCAUUCAGUCUCAUGGCUGCACGUGUGUGGAGUCCCACAGGGGUCGGGGGAGAUGAGAGGAGACCGGGCAGUUCAGGCCCAGGAGAGGGGUCAGCCUCUCCCCUCCCCUGACAGGCCAAAGCAAAGGCUCGAAGGCUAUUGGGUCCUAGAAAAGGGACAUACAUGAGCAGGGGAUGGGGACAUUUCAGUCGGUAGUAGGUGUCGGGAGGUAGGAGAUAGACUUUCUGGUCAUGAGAUAGAAGCAAAAAGGACGGGGUCGGUCCGCUGCUCCCAGUAUCUCAGCGUGGUCAGGAAAAGGAGCCAGUAGGUCCUAGCCAUGGAGGGGCCACUACAUGCUUUACACAAAAUGCCCCUUAGCUGUUCACGGGGACCCUGCAACCUCACUGAGAAAGGACGCAGUGGACACUUAGGACAGUUUGGUCUAGAGUCCCACUUCCCAAAUUUGCCUCAGCCCCACUAGCUGGCACCAACUUAAUUCCACGGGACCAUCUGCUGAACAUUCCCCAGUGCCAUGGCCAGCUGCCAGUCCCCAGCGCCAGCCAGUCUGGCCUUCCCCUCCGGUUGGCGCCUGCCUGCCCCCUCCCCACUGCCCAGACUGCCACACCCUGGAUCCUACUCAAUGCAGCCGAGCCCCCACCCACCCACCCUCAGCCUAAGCCACCCCCUUUGCCUCUCAGGAAUUUUGCCAGGAUGGGGCACAGCAGCUCAGGUUUUGGGGGCAAGACCCAAAUCCAGAGAGUCUCGGGGGAGAGGCACUUGGAUGCUCCAUGGCUUGGGCUCCCACUGGCUUCUGUGGUUUCUUGUCAGCUUGGGAAAGCCCCGCCUUCAUCUCUGCCCUCACCCCACCUUCCCCCUUCCCGGGGCUGGGCAACCGGGGUAAGUUGAUCUCCAACACAAAUACCACCAGCUGCUUCACCCACAGAAGGCACUGCGAACAGGGGGCAUUAGGGAGAAGAUCCUUAAAAUAAACUCCUGGGCAUCCCCCUCACCAGCUGACUGGCCUUCCGGAGCCUUGUGGGUGAGUUUCAAGUUUGUGGUGGCAACAGCAGCACGACAGGGCAUGGAAGGAGAAAGCCGGAGGGGGCAGUUGUCAGCUCUGGAUACUGGGGCUGUGGGGAAGCAGGGACCAAACAUUCUUUAUCCCUCACACCCCACGGAAAACAUCCUUUUUCUUGGAAUUAGUGACCCCCCCCCCCCCCCCCCGGCAAUCUUUCCCAUCACAUCGCCCCUGGGGCCAGAAACUGCCCUGCACCCACCCAGAAAGUCCUUCUUCCACCAGAAGAGCAGAGCGAGGUGGCCCCAGGCAGCAGUCGAGCAGCUGGCCUUCCCAUGAUGCCCUCUGGCUCAGGCCUAGGCCCCGCCCACCAAGACUGAUGGAUGCCAACGCUGUCACCCCAGAAGGCCUGAUGGCAGGUGCCUGGGGCAGGGGCAGGUGCCCUGGGGGGGCAUGUACAGCAACUGUAAAUAACCCUCUUCCCCACCCAGGAACCCAGACUGGACUCCAGUCUCCGUUCGUGGAGACAAGGCCUCCCGGAGCCACAGGACCUCCUUAGCAGAACAGCAGCGGGAGGCCGAAGAGCCUUCCGUUUGGACUGCCUUCCUUCAAGCAACGCUAGGGGACCAUUUUGCCUGGGGCUCCUAGCAAACCUUUUAUUUAUUUUAUUUAUUUACGUUUAUUUAUUUAUUUAUGUGACCUCUCUCAACCGCAUGCGGUUGCCAUUAGCAGUAUUCAACUAUUUAUUUAUUUGUAUGGAGAGGUUGUAUGUGUGUUUGUGUGUGCGUAUGGGAAAUGGGGGGACUUCUAAAUUAUUUCUGCGCGUCUCUUUUUUGUCGUUAUGUCUCUAUGGAUGGGAUUUGAGAGGCCCGGAUGUGGGUAGGGAUGUUGGCCUUUCCCUGAAGGUCAGACUCACAGAGCUCUAAGUCUGGAACAUUCUGGAGUUGGCCUGGGAGCACGUUCACCCCGACGUCAGUGAGGUUCAGGCCUGCACCCCAGCCCCCUGCCCACCAGCUGCCUCACUGAGGUAUCGGAAAGAUGAAAACAGCCAAGAAGCUUGUGAGCUGAGGCGCUGAAUUGACUCUCAGAGUCACAGGUUGUGUAGGGUUGCAGCCUAAAGUUGGCAUGUUAGACAAAACCUGUACAAGCUGAAAUUGCCCAUGAAAAGGCGUUAGGGAGACACCUGAUGGGAGACCGAUGUGCUGUCUCAUGGCCAACUGACGUGGGGCUUCUGUUAGUACUUAUCGAAGUAGCUGCCUUGUGUUUGGGAGGCCAUGGUGGUUGACAGUAACAUCUGGCUUAACACUGGGAUGGCACUUGGAGCUGAUGAGGUGCUCACACCAUGAGAGUCAGGCAGGAGAGGAGCUGACAGAGGGACAAGAAUAGGCAGCUCUUGAUCUCACCCUUGCUCCAGGGCGUGGAUUAGCAUCUGGGGUCACUCACGGGCUAAUGGAGCAUACUGAGUUGGUUUCAUGUAAGUUACUAUGCUUCUGACUCCACUGUAGCUAAUUUCUCCCCAUCCCCUGAGGUUUCCAGGCUGCUCUCUUCCUUCUGCAGUGGGCACACACUGCCUUGUGAGGAAGUAUCAGCUAUGCUGGGAGAAACACACAAACCCAAAGCAAAGUCUUUUUCUGUGAUCUCUUGCUGUUCUAUCAGGAGAGAGCACAAAGCUAUUUCUAAAAUUGGAAAAAAGAAACAAGAUGAAAGGAGCAGCCAGAGGUCCCCUCAGGAAGGUCAUUUCUGAGCCCAUCUUGGGAACCAGGAUCUGGCUCUCUGACCAAUGAGCAGUGUCUUCUGGCUGCUGGCCAGAGAGCCCUCCCACCCUUUCUAAAGUUGCUAUUGAAAUGGCCAGCUCGCCUGGUCCAGCUUUGAGUUUGGUGCGACUUUUGCAACAUUUCUGGUUGUUUCCCUGGCAAUAUGACUUUGCCCCAACCCAAGCAAGGGAGUACCCCUAGCCUGGGGAAAGUUUGCAAGAAGGCUGCUUAAAUUGCUUCCUUGGGGGAAAUCUCUGUCUCCCCCUCUCACUUGGUGUGUUUCUUUAAUUUCCUUUUUUUUCCCCGUCCAAAAAUAAAACUCUCGUUGGGGCACUGGUAACCUUGCGAACCAGAACCUCGCAGUCUCUGGCAUGGCUGUUUUUCUGCCUCCUUCGCCCUCAUGACCUUCUGCUUCCAGGGAAAGAGGCAGAUCACCCGAACCCUGCUCGUGGUGAGGACUUACCUUAAAAACAAGCAUCCAAAAUGGGAGGAGGAUGUGGCUUGACGUCAAGCAAUAAGCAGCACAAGCCCUUCCACUUUCCUGCUGUGGAUAUUCACCAGAUGAGUGAACCUGCGCAAAUUGCCCCCUUUCUCUGGGCCAAAGUUUGCACCUUUGAGAAGUGGAGGCGUUUUUGAGACACAAUCCAAAAUGUUGACUUGAGACCUGGGCAAUUCUUCAAACACUGAAUUCACCGAGACGUAGAGAAAAAAGGAAAACAUCCUCGAAGGUUUUUAGGAGCAAUAUGUGAACUCCCUCCAGUUGAUUAAGCAAAGCUCAUUCAAAGCCCUCACCCAGGAACAUUCUAGGUCAUCCAGGUGUAACUGCAUCCCUAUGUCUAUUUCUUCCCUUCUUUGAAGGAAACGCAGUCUUUCAGAAGCAAAACAAAAUGAAGAUGUUUGAAAGACGCAAGGGUCUCAGUCUCAGAGAGCUGCCAUCACUUCAUUUACUCAGACCCAUCCUCUUUCCCAAAAGGCUUUGCUUAAAGAGGCCAAAAUCCGGGGUGCUCCCAAAGGUUUGAAAGUACAUUUUGGUUCUCAAGUCCCGCUUCCGCCUUGCACUGUAUUCUUCUCCACGAAUAUCCAAAGUAGUCUCACGUGCAUGUGUCUUGCUUUCCUUUCCUCUCCAGCUGAAUAGAACAUUUUGUCUGACUUAAAAAAACCAAAAACCAGGAUUCCUCCAAACACGUCCCCUCCUCCGCUGGCCGUGUAGUCCAGCUGCGGAACUCAUGCCACAGACGGUGUCAUCGAGCAAUGCUCCCUUGCACCCUCUUCCUCUCACUUUUGCACCCAUGAGCCAAUGACACUGAUAGAGUUGUCCCCCCUCUGUCUGUGGCUGUUGUUUGGGGCUUUUUUUUUUGUUUUCAGAGGAUUUUUUGUUUUUUGUUUCUUUGGUGGUUGUUGAUUUGCAUUGUAAAUACUGUGAUGAGGUCCCCUCAUCAGAACAUGACUUAUUUAAUAAUUUAUUUCCUAUUUAUUAAGUGGUAUUGGGAGACGAGAGGGACCAUCUCUUCCCCUGAACUGCUGUUGGAAAUCGCUCCAUCUCCCAGCUCGAGUGCGGCUGUCUGCAGUGGGGGCAUUAUCGCCCAGGUAAUGAGCGCUGGAAUCACCGAGCAAAUUGGAAUUGGCAGAAACGGAGGCUUCAGUCAUACAAAUUAAGCUCAUAUGGAACUAAAACACUGGUUAUCUCCGGGAAAAGCUCAUUUAGAUGGAAAUUAAUUGAGGAAUAAAAUGCCUGUGCACGAACCAACUUCUAUUAAAAAGUCACAACUCCUUGGGAAAAAAAAAAGAGAGAGAGAGAGAAGGAAAGAAAAUUGUCAUUCCUUUUCUCCGGCCAAGAAGAGCUGGGCCUCAUCUUCUAAUGAGCUGAGCCAAAGAGACUGGAACAGCAUGCAUUUAUGGUUCUCUUGCCUCUGUGUGUGUGUGUAUGUGUGUGUGUGUCUGGAAGAAAUGGAGUGGGUCUCAGUUUUAUCAUCUGUAAAAUGGGAUUUGGCCUAAUUGUUCUUGGCAGGAGGGAGGGAGGGAGUUCUGACUCGGAUGCUGUGAGCUCCACACUGUCAGCUGUAUGGUCCCCGUGUGUCUUCUGCUGCCUGUACGUUGAAGGGUAUCUCCUAAGGAAGGAAAUAGAGAACAAGGCAUGGGUUUCAUUUGCAGGGUGAGGUCGCAGUAGCUGAGUCCUGCAGUCAGAUAUGGGAGACCUCUAGGUGCUGCCGCCAGUUAAUUCUCGUGGCCUGGGUAGAGCCCUCCAUAUUUACCUUGAACUUCUCACUAAGCCCAGCCGUCCAGGGUCAUCAAAGGAGAGCCCAGGAGGGCUUUGUCAUGCUCUGCAUUUGACCACUGUUUGUUGUGUCAGGCCAUUAUUUUGUGCAAUUGUCCAAACAAGCCAGUGACAUAGUCAUAUUGCCAUUUUUCAGAUGAGAAUACUGAGGCCCCAGGAAGGGGGAACUGAUGUGCCCAAGCUCCCUUGAGCUCAGAUCUGCCCGACUCCAGGCCCCACGCUCUCUCGGUAGCUCUUUCUUGCUGGGCCUAUGCUGUGAGGACUUCUCUUUGUGCUGUAUCUUUUCUCUCCCGAUUCUCGGCUGUUGCCUCAAGCGGUCAUUGGCCAAGGACCUAGGAGAAUCCACCACAUCAGCCCAGGGGUCUUGGUGCACCUCCAGGUCAUUUCUCCAUGUCGGGGGCUGCAACUCCCAUCUGGAAAGCCCCAAACCAGGGGACCCACCACCAGCCCAGCUCAGCCUGAGUAGGCAGCCUCUGCUGGGAACGCCCACAUCAGAGAGGAGGAGCGCCUGUGUCCUCCAGCGUCCUAGGACCCUGUCCUCUGCCCAGUGACACAGUGGCCAUGGCUUGUUUGAUAUCUGGUGUCCACAGCUAAGCAUAACCUUCCCGGGGUUUCCAAUUUUUCAGCCUGUACGAAACAUGUCUCUGUUCUAAUAAAAGGUCCCAUGGUAUGGUGUUCUCGUA